Molecule: messenger RNA, 2057 nt
Organism: Mauremys reevesii (Reeves's turtle)
Lineage: Eukaryota; Metazoa; Chordata; Testudines; Geoemydidae
Product: zinc finger protein 585B-like
Exons: 4
Coding region: 21-2057 (678 amino acids)
Biological process (GO): regulation of transcription by RNA polymerase II
Molecular function (GO): RNA polymerase II cis-regulatory region sequence-specific DNA binding; DNA-binding transcription factor activity, RNA polymerase II-specific
Source: RefSeq, a predicted model, not a curated record
GAGUCCUCUACAGGGAUGUCAUGCAGGAGAACUACGAGACGGUGACCUCGCUGGGAUUCCCCCUUCCCAAACCUGACCUGAUCACCCGGCUGGAACGAGGGGAAGAGCCGUGGGUGCCCGAUCUCCAGGCCUGUGAGGAAAGAGGGAUCCCGAGAGGCACCCACACAGGUGACGAGAGAAUGAGUGAGAACGAAGAGGGGAAUCAACAGCUGGAAGUUCCUGGGCAUGGGGAAUCACAAGGGACCUCUGUGGGAAGACCCCAUAAGUGCUUAGACUGUGGAAAGAGUUUCAUAUGGUGGUCACACCUUAUUUUACAUCAGCGAAUCCACACUGGAGAGAAACCCCAUCAGUGCUUAUUCUGUGGAAAAAGUUUCAUACAGAGGUCAGACCUUGUUAAACAUCAAGCAUUCCACACUGGAGAAAGGCUCCAUAAGUGCUUAGACUGUGGAAAAAGUUUCAUACAGAAGUCACACCUUGUUGCACAUCAGGCAGUCCACACUGGAGAGAGACCCCAUCAGUGCUUAAUCUGUGGGAAAAAUUUCAUACGGAGGUCAGCCCUUCUUAUACAUCAAGCAGUCCACACUGGAGAGAGACCCCAUAAGUGCUUAGACUGUGGAAAAAGAUUUAUACAGAAGUCACACCUUGUUGCACACCAGGCGAUCCACACUGGAGAGAGACCCCAUAAGUGUUUAAUCUGUGGAAAAAGUUUCAUACUGAGGUCAGCCCUUGUUUCACAUCAGAGAAUCCACACAGGAGAGAGACCCCAUAAGUGCUUGGACUGUGGAAAAAGUUUCAUACGGAGGUCAACCCUACUUGAUCAUCAGGCAAUCCACACAGGAGAGAAAUCCCAUAAAUGUUUUUACUGUGGGAAAAGUUUCACACAAAGAUCAAAUCUUACAGCACAUCAGGCAGUCCACACUGGCAAGAGACGCCAUAAAUGCUUAAUCUGUGGAAAAAGUUUCAUACGGAGGUCAGCCCUUGUUAAACAUCAAGCAGUCCAUACUGGAGAGAGGCCCCAUAAAUGCUUAGACUGUGGAAAAAGUUUCAUACAGAGGUCAACCCUUGUUAAACAUCAGGCAAUCCACACAGGAGAGAAAUCCCGUAAAUGUUUGGACUGUGGGAAAAGUUUCACACAAAGAUCUAAUCUUAUGGCACAUCAGGCUAUCCACACAAGAGAAAGACCCCACAAGUGCUUAGACUGUGGAAAAAGUUUCAUACAGAGGUCACACCUUGUUGUACAUCAGGCAAUCCACACUGGAGAGAGGCCCCAUAAGUGCUUAAUCUGUGGGAAAAGUUUCAUACGGCGGUCAGCCCUUCUUAUACAUCAUGAAGUCCACACUGGAGAGAGACCCCAUAAGUGCUUAGACUGUGGAAAAUGUUUCAUACAGAGGUCAACCCUUGUUAAACAUCAGAUAAUCCACACAGGAGAAAAAUCCCAUAAAUGUUUGGACUGUGGGAAAAGUUUCACACAAAGAUCAAAUCUUAUGGCACAUCAGGCAAUCCAUACUGGAGAAAGACCCCAUAAAUGCUUAAUUUGUGGGAAAAGUUUCACACAGAGAUCAAAUCUUAUGGCACAUCAGGCAAUCCACACAAGAGAGAGAACCCACAAAUGCUUAGAGUGUGGAAAAAGUUUCAUACGGAGGUCAACCCUACUUAAUCAUAAGGCAAUCCACACUGGAGAGAGACCUCAUAAGUGCUUAGACUGUGCAAAAAGUUUCAUACGGAGGUCAGACCUUGUUAGACAUCGAGCAGUCCACACCGGAGAGAGACCCCAUAAAUGCUUAGACUGUGGGAAAAGUUUCAUAUGGAAGUCAACCCUUGUUAAACAUCAGAUAAUCCACACAGGAGAGAAAUCCCAUAAAUGUUUGGACUGUGGGAAAAGUUUCACACAAAGAACAAGUCUUAUGGCACAUCAGGCAAUCCACACUGGAAAGAGACCCCAUAAGUGCUUAAUCUGUGGAAAAUGUUUCAUACGGAGGUCAGACCUUGUUAAACAUCAAGUAGUCCACACUGGAGAGAGACCCCAUAAGUGCUUAGACUGUGGGAAAAGCUGUUAG